UAACGAUUCUUGGAGCCUUAAAUCGAUAGACUGUCGAGUAUUUUAGCGACAGAUAAGCGAUACUGUCGCUAUAUUUGUGUCGCCGCGUGUUUUUUGUACGAGGUCCCUGCAAACCCGAUAGCUCUCUCGUGUUAUUCGUGAAUGCAUUUUGUGUCGAAAAGAUGUCUGGCGUUCGUGCUCUGGAGACAUUUUAAUACAUUUUUAACGUGUGCUGUUGUUUUUGGUGUUGUGGCGUGAUAUAAACUUGAAGAUGCAACAGCCAAUAGCACAACAUGAUCAGAUUGCAGCACAACAAGCGCAACAGCAGAUGGUGCUAUGCCCCGUCCGUCUGGUGUACGAGACGCAGAUAUUAGUCCAACCAGGAGACCAAAUCCAGCCCAAUCAGACUUUAUUUAUAAACCCCCAGAAUACUCCACCAUGGGCGCAAAACCGACCGCCGCAAAACCCUGUUUACUACGUCCAGCAGUUUGGCAACAAUAUUGUGCCAAUUCAACAACCUAUAGACCAAAACCAGCUAUUCCUUCAACAAUACCAGAACUAUCAACAGAUAAUCCCCCAGCAAAUGGUCCAAAACCCUCAAGAGAACAGGCCAAAUCAGAUACAGAUACCGAUGAUGCAAAACAUGCUGACCAACUUCCAGACGAAUAUUGGACAAAAUAUACAACUGCAAGAUAGAGGCUUACAACAGGCAAACUUUGCUCAAACACAUCCAAACAUUGGCGCUACUGUCCAAAUGCCUGCUCACACACAGAUCAAUUUGGCCAAUAACAUGAUAAGGCAGAACGAAACUCCUGUACCUAAUACUACUCAAGCGCAGCAACAAAGUCAAACUCCAAGAGUAGAAGUAAAGCCAACGUAUCAACAAGGUAACUUUAGUCAAAUUAACCAGCCGCAAAUGACUAGGCCUCAGUCUCAAGUAUUAACAGUAAACCCAAUGCAGAAUAUACCUCAGACGAUUAACAUCCAAACGUUUGGCCAAGGGGUUAACAGGCCAAUUAAAACCGAAGCUAGUUCCCAAGUCUCAAUGCCAACGUUUGUGAACGCUGCAAACACCCAAAUAACGAGGAUAAGAAAAGUCACGCCAACACAUAAUGUGAAUAAAAUCAACCCGCCAAACCCUGGCGUGAGGAGUGUGAUGAGCCAGGCUUAUAGACCCAUUCAGCCAAGGCCACACCAUCAGCAACAGCAACAAAAACAACAGCAGCACGCUCAACAGCAGACUCAACAACAAAUGCAGCAGCAACAUCAGAAGCAGCAGCAGCAGAAUCAGCAACAACAACAACAACAACAACAACAACAACAACAACAACAGCAGCAGCAGCAGCAGCAGCAACAACAGCUUCAUCAGCAGCAACAACAACAGCAUCACCAGCAGCAACAACAACAACAGAUGCAGCAACAUCAACAACAGCAGAUGCAGCAGCAUCAACAGCAAACUUAUAGGCAUCAUUUACCUAUAAUUCCCAUGGGACUACAAGCUCACAAUAGCACACAAAACAUGCUUAACAACCAAAACAUGAAUGUAAAUUCUAAUAUACCAGCCACUCAAAAUGUACAUAUACCAAUAAUGCCGAUGCAGACGCAAAACACUAUUAGACCAGAAGAAAACAACAGGAAAAGAAAAAGCGAAUCUCCUGAUGAGAUUCACAAGAAAAUGGCAGCUAUACAAGUUAACGCGAAUAAUAUGCCAGUGAAACAUAUAAGUAUUGUGUCGACAGAUGCAGGAACUAACACUACUCCUGUAUCAAAGAAAGGAGAGCAGUUACUGAGCAUGCCUAUACUGUUUUAUAAUAAUGAAAAGCCAUCGGAACCGAGAGACAUAACAAAAUUAAUACAGAGCGUUCAGAACGCCAUCAAAAUUGAUAAAGUCAAUAUGGUUAAACCGACCGAAGAGAAAAAAGACGCUUCAUGUAAUACGAGUGAUAAAGAUAAGUUAAUAAGAAAUACUGUCUUUACACAAGCUAGGGGUCGAGUUUUGACUGACAAAGAACAGAAUACCAUUCCUAGUGAAAUAACAAUCACUCUGAAAGAAGACCCAACAUGUAGUCAAGUGAAACCACCAGUAGAAGAAUCACAAGUGAAAAUUGAGAAGGUAAAACUAGAACCUGAAAGCCCUUUUAAAGUUCCCAAGGCUGUUCCGAAAGAAAUACCAAAGGAGGUCAAGGUUGAACCUGAUAAUACGAGUAAUAAGCCGUUUAAAAUAACCAAUCUAGUUAAAAACGACAAGGGUGGGAGUAAAGUAGAAUCGAAUGAGAGGGAUAUGGAUGUAUCCCUGAAUACGACUAAUAAUAAAGGCAUGUUUCCAAUGGGCAAGUGCGAGCAGGAGAAAGACUUCAUUCUGACCCACGUUUUGGACGGCAUUGUGAUUCAGGAAUCGAAUGUUGCUUUUCCCAUUCGAGAACCACUAACAAGGAGAAUUGUCCACCAACCUCAACUUAACAAUGAAAGAAAAACAAGGAAUAGAAGUAAAAAUGCCAAAGAAAAGAAAGAGACGGCGAAAGUAGAAGAAAAUACAGCGAAAAUAGAAGAAAAAGAACCACCCAAAACAGAGAAGAAUGAUGAUGAAAACAAGCCUCCUCCAGUCGCGGAAAGAGUUCCAGAGGUUGCUCCAGAAGAAAAUGCAGAAGGAGUUCCGCAAGGAGAUUUGGAUAAUCCGUUCGCAAAUAUCACUCCAGCAACUCUCAAAUCUUGGGGGACCUCAGAGCUAGCGGCCCACCUCUCAAAACACAAAUGGAACGAAGCUGCGGUCCUCUUCGAAGACCACGAGAUCGACGGGGAGUCUCUUUUCUUGGUCUCCAAGUCCCAACUCCAAACAAUAGGCAUCAAGGAAAACCAGGCCGAAAUAAUAUGCGCGUUCGUUAAAAGCUAGCAACAGGUUUUUUAGUUAGGUUAGGUUAUUCGAUUUUUAAAUUGUAAAUGUUUUUAAACUCAUGACUGUUUAGGUAUACGACCUAUUGUAUCAUAGAUACAUUUUAUCCAUAUUUUGUGCUUUGGAGAAAGCAUUUGAACGAUAAACUAAUAUGAUUUUAGAUAG
This is a messenger RNA of Ostrinia nubilalis (European corn borer), 3034 nucleotides long. RefSeq names its product bromodomain-containing protein DDB_G0280777-like. The record is from RefSeq and is a predicted model, not a curated record. Bases 251 to 2869 code for a protein of 872 amino acids. Lineage: Eukaryota; Metazoa; Arthropoda; Insecta; Lepidoptera; Crambidae. The transcript has 7 exons.